Capsaspora owczarzaki ATCC 30864 is the source of this 694-nucleotide messenger RNA. RefSeq lists its product as hypothetical. Bases 38 to 544 code for a protein of 168 amino acids. The transcript has 5 exons. Gene Ontology annotation, cellular component: cytoplasm. Lineage: Eukaryota; Filasterea; Ministeriida; Capsasporidae. The record is from RefSeq and is a predicted model, not a curated record.
CUUCACUCCAUUUUUUUUGUUAAAUUCACUUUUCAUCAUGAGCUUCUUGAAGCAAGUUGAAGACGUCCUCGAAGCACCUGGCUUUGUCCCGCGCGCUGGUGAGGCAGCCGAGCCCGGCAGCGUGUUUGACGCAACAAAGUACGUCAACCAGCAAGACCUCGAGCACAUGUGGGCAACCAAGGCCUUCCAGCACGCUGAGGUUUACUACAAACUCAUUUCGAGCUUCCCUGACCCCAGCAAGCUCAAACUGACUCCUCUCGACAACGAGAUUUACUCCCACUUCCGCGACCUGUUCCCCGAUUUCCCCGUUGGCCUUGUUCGCGAGUCCCUGCUGAAGACCGAAGAGAGCAAGGAAAAGUGGCGACCAUUCUGCAACGCCUAUGACAAGCGAAUUGACGACCACAACUUUGGCACGCUGCUCCGUCUCGACGCAACCAAGGAUUACACUGAGGACAAUACUAUUUUCGCCAACCGCAUCCAAUUCUACGCUAUCGAGCUCGCACGAAACCGCGAAGGCCACAAUCGCAACCUGCCCAAGCCAUAACUGCGCAGUGUGUUUUGCGCGCUCUUUUUGCCUUGUUUGUUGGUCGUUCUGAUUGAUCAUCACACAUUUGAACAAGCGGGAAAAUGGAUGUUGCGUUAAAGCCAUUACUAACAAUACAAAAAAUAAAUCUACCACACACACACACAUACA